Molecule: messenger RNA, 1646 nt
Organism: Cloeon dipterum
Lineage: Eukaryota; Metazoa; Arthropoda; Insecta; Ephemeroptera; Baetidae
Product: zwei Ig domain protein zig-8-like
Exons: 6
Coding region: 253-1182 (309 amino acids)
Biological process (GO): synapse organization
Cellular component (GO): neuron projection membrane
Source: RefSeq, a predicted model, not a curated record
GAGGCAGCCAGUCGCUCGUCCAGCCGCUGCGAGAUCGCUUGUGCCGUCGCCCGUCCGCCCCCGCCGGAGCAAACAGACAAAUGUUGGCGUAGGGAUAUACAUCAGGCGCAGAAAAAGAAGCGAAGCAAAGUUGGUUCGGCGCGCACCUGAUUUAGCCCACUUGGCUGGAAUGUGAGCUUUGGCGCCGCUCCAGUGAAAGAUGCUGCGAAGUGCUGGUUAUUUAUCGCGAGCACAGCACUGAACUUCGCCAGGAUGCCGUCGUUGUCGAGUGUGCUUUUCAGUGUUCUCGCCCUGAUGAUGAUCGCCGAGGCGAGGAAGCCCGACAGAGGCGUUACGCAUGAAGAAGCAAACCAUCACCAUCAGCAUCACUCGUCGCCGGCACUCACCGUUUUAAAGUUUCACCAGCCGUCGUCGACGCGUAGCAACCACGUACCGAUCGGGCCCAUCAAGCAGCCACCAGAGCCACCGGCCACGUUGCAACCCAGGGUCUUCUUCUCGGAGAACAGUACCAUUGUGCUCGCGCAGACCGGCAGCACGCCAAUCAUGCACUGCGAGGUUGGCGAUAUCGGCGAAGGCAUGGUUUCGUGGAUUAGGCGUAAAGACUACCACUUGCUAACCGUUGGCCUGGCAACGUACAUCAGCGAUGACCGCUUCUUCACAGCUCACGUGCGUCACGCCCAGGACUGGGCCCUCCAUGUCAAGUUUGCUCAGGAGCAAGAUGCAGGACUGUACGAGUGCCAAGUGUCCACGCACCCACCCACCAGUUUGUUUGUAGAGUUGGAACUUGUUGAAGCGAAAGCUGAGAUAUUGGGCGCACCGGACAAAUUCGUGAAGAGUGGCUCCGCGCUGCGUUUGACGUGUGUUUUGCGUAAGAGCACUGAGCCACCUGUGUAUGUUUUCUGGUACCACAAUGACCGCAUGGUCAACUACGAUGCUGCCCUUGGGGUCGUCGUGCGGCACGGAAGGUACAGUUCCGAGUUGGAGAUCACGACGGCCAAGGCGGAGCACUCGGGCAACUAUAGCUGCGUGCCAUCCAACACGCGACCCGCCUCGAUUCACGUUCAUAUUCUCAAUGGCGAGAAACCGGCGGCCAUGCAGCACGGCAGUAAAAGUUCAGCCCCGAGUUGGAGAUCGCAGGUCAUAUCUCUUGUGCUCUUGACGUUUUACUACCUGAUGAGGUGACGUGGACUGUAAACACGCGCGUUCGCCAUUCUCACUCAGCUGCUCUGGUGCGUGCGACUCGGCAAUAAGGAACGAGAGAUUCUGCGCGUGCACAGCGUGUGUGUGUUUGUUGCAUAAUUAUUGUGAUAAAUGUAUUUGGGCGGAAGACAAAAAGUGCAGCGGCGCGACCAACUGUUCAUUUGUGCGUCAAGAGUUUGUAAAGACUGAUGAAAUACCAAACAAUUCGGUUUAUCAACAAUUCUCAGUGGAUGUUUCAAUUUGAAAAAAUUAAUAUACAGUGUUACAGCAAAGUCUAUCAAUUCACUGCAAGGAAAAAUCUCGUCGGUUUGAAAAGCAUAUCGGAUCACUUUAAUCUAGUACCUUUUUUACUUCUGAGAUUCUUCACUUGCAGUGCUAUACCACAAAAUUUCUGUGCUAUGUUAAUGUAACAAAAUCAAUAUAGCUAAGAAUGUAAUGAUCUCGCU